This is a messenger RNA of Olea europaea var. sylvestris, 1335 nucleotides long. Its product is annotated as UPF0481 protein At3g47200-like. The record is from RefSeq and is a predicted model, not a curated record. The transcript has a single exon. Lineage: Eukaryota; Viridiplantae; Streptophyta; Magnoliopsida; Lamiales; Oleaceae. The coding region runs from base 1 to 1335 and encodes 444 amino acids.
AUGGCAGACCAACACCUUUCAGCAAAUAAUACCAGUGAUAUCGAACGUCCCCCAAUUACAGAGGAUGAAGGUGAAAAUCAUCAUCAGUCUUUCGAUGGUCACCUAAUGCUGAGAGUGCCCGAAGUUUUGCGAGUCAAUAAACGAAACUUAGAUGAUCACUACGCACCUAAGAUUGUUUCCAUUGGCCCUUAUUACCAUGGCUUGCCAGAACUUCGCAAGGCAGAAGAACUCAAGCACGAAGUCCUCGAGCUCUCUGUUUCAAGGAGCAGCAAACAAUUAUUGUACCGGCGGAUCUCUGAAGUUAUCGACCAGAUUAGAAACUGUUACGUUGGGGUUUCCAGAGAUCGUUAUGGUGAUGAAGAACUAGCAGAAAUGAUGCUUCUAGAUGCAUCUUUCGCUCUAUGUCUCAUAGACAGUAAAACGAGAGAUGGUGAAAACGGUGAACUCGUCCAUCGGAAUCUUGGAAUAGCUGCAAUGCCAUUUGUAUUCAAUGAUCUGAUUUUAUUCGAGAAUCAAAUUCCACUUAUGGUUAUUAGUCUCUUGUAUGAAUUAACGCGUGGAGCGGCAUCCAAUUUAAUUUAUGAACUCAGACGUUUCAUUGCUUUCGUGAAUAACUGGCCAAUAGAAAAAAUUCCUGUGGAAGGCGAAAGGCUACCAUUUCACCUUCUGGAUGCUUUUUAUCAAUUAUUUGUCAAAGACGUGGAUGAUGCAGAAGAAGAGCCUUCUAACCGACGUCAACGGCGGACAUGGAGGAGAGAAAAUCCAAAUAAAUUUUGGGACUACAAUCGUCAAUCUCGUUCAGUCACCGACCUCAAAGCAAAGGGCAUCCACUUCAAACCAAGUUCAUAUUGUUUUAAGGAUAUUAAGUUCAAAUCCUACACAUUUUAUGGGCAACUUCAACUACCGGUUUUAUCUUUUGAUGCUAAUUCCAGGCUAAUACUUGUGCAAUCGAUUGCAUAUGAAAUGUCUCUAGGAAGGGACAUUAACUUUAUUGUAUUAUGUUAUGUUAAUUUCAUGAAAUCACUCAUUGUUAAAUCUGAAGAUGUUAAGGAACUACGAGAAAAGAAGAUACUCAUAAGCGACCUCGACAGUGAUGAACAGAUUGUGGAAGCAAUCAAAGGGAUUGAUACUCACAGCUUUGGAACUGACAGUAUUUUUUAUGAGGUGAAGAAUCAAAUUGCGAAGCACUGCAGCAGCGAGGCAAAAACAUGGAUUGCUGAACUAAUUCACACUUAUUUUCGCAGUCCGUGGACUUCUAUUGCCUUAUUCGCUGCCACUUUUCUUCUUUGCUUAACUUUUCUCCAGACCUAUUACACAAUCAAUCCUCGCAAGUAA